Messenger RNA from Drosophila mauritiana, 1133 nucleotides. It is a transcript of the gene Sirt4, whose product is annotated as NAD-dependent protein deacylase Sirt4. Gene Ontology annotation, molecular function: NAD+ binding; NAD-dependent protein lysine deacetylase activity. The transcript has 2 exons. The coding region runs from base 90 to 1028 and encodes 312 amino acids. The record is from RefSeq and is a predicted model, not a curated record. Lineage: Eukaryota; Metazoa; Arthropoda; Insecta; Diptera; Drosophilidae.
UAUCGUUGCUAUCGAUGUGCCUGCGCUCACCUCUAGUAACGUAACCGAAAAACAACUAAAUAAUACUUGUGAUAAUACAUAACAAAACAAUGCGUGUGGGCCAGCUGCUCCGCUUCCGGAGCACCAGCCUGUGCAGCUCCACCGCCAGGCAGGAGUACGUGCCGCUUCACAAGCCCGUCGUGGAGGACGACAUAAAGCGGCUGGAGGACUUCCUUCUGUCCAAACCGAAUGUUUUGGUUCUCACGGGCGCUGGCAUCUCGACGGAAUCGGGCAUUCCCGAUUACCGUUCCGAGGGCGUGGGCCUCUACGCCCGCUCCAACCACAAGCCCGUCCAGCACAUGGAGUUCGUCAAGUCGUCGGCGGUGCGCAAGCGGUACUGGGCCAGGAACUUUGUGGGCUGGCCCAAGUUUUCUGCAACACAGCCCAAUGCCACGCAUCACGCGCUGGCCAGAUUCGAGCGGGAGGAGCGGGUCCAGGCGGUGGUCACCCAGAACGUUGACCGGCUGCACACGAAGGCGGGCAGCCGAAAUGUUGUGGAGGUUCACGGCAGUGGCUAUGUGGUCAAGUGUCUGUCCUGCGAGUACCGGAUCGAUCGUCACGAGUUCCAGAGCAUACUGGCGUCCCUCAAUCCGGCCUUCAAAGAUGCCCCCGACAUGAUCCGGCCAGAUGGCGAUGUAGAAAUACCGCUGGAGUACAUCGAGAACUUCCGGAUACCCGAGUGCACGCAGUGCGGCGGCGACUUGAAGCCGGAAAUUGUCUUCUUCGGGGAUUCUGUGCCACGGCCACGAGUAGAUCAGAUUGCCGGCAUGGUGUACAAUAGCGAUGGCCUGCUGGUCCUCGGGUCCAGUCUCCUGGUCUUCUCCGGCUACCGCGUUGUCCUGCAGACCAAGGACCUGAAGCUACCGGUGGCCAUUGUCAAUAUUGGCGAAACGCGCGCCGAUCACCUGGCGGAUAUCAAGAUCUCCGCCAAGUGCGGUGAUGUCAUACCCAAACUGUUCGACUUUCGCAACUCGAAAAGCGCCAGUUAAUCCUCACAGUUGUUAUAUGUUAACCUCCCACUAAAUUUGUAGUUAUGGAAAGCCAGGCUUCCUAUUUUAGCUAAAAAAUAAAUGUUAAAGAUUAAUAUUUGCAAA